This is a messenger RNA of Tigriopus californicus, 1075 nucleotides long. RefSeq names its product oxysterol-binding protein 1-like. Lineage: Eukaryota; Metazoa; Arthropoda; Copepoda; Harpacticoida; Harpacticidae. Bases 326 to 1075 code for a protein of 249 amino acids. Gene Ontology annotation, cellular component: intracellular membrane-bounded organelle; cytosol; membrane. Gene Ontology annotation, molecular function: sterol binding. The transcript has 3 exons. The record is from RefSeq and is a predicted model, not a curated record.
AAUUCAUCAAUAAUCUCUUAUGAAUGCAUCCUUUGCACGUGCCUAAGCUGGCACACAAGUACUUCACCCAGGGAAUAUGGGUUAGCAGAAAAACGCUCAACAAACUGCUAUAGGAUUCCCUUAAUUUCUCCUCCACGUGAAAAUCAAAUACAAACUCUAGCCCUACAGCAAUACGAAUACUAUUGUUAAUACUAAUACUAAUCCCAUAGGCUGAUAAGGGGAUAAAUGUAUGACGAUGGGAUCACAGGCGUAGAGUUAACCAAGACUAGUUGGAUCAACUCCUCAAGUGGGCAACAUCAUUCCCAAGGUGCGAUAAAGGGGCAAAAUGAGGGAAAGAAGUGCUGUGCGUGGAGAGCGCAAAGACGUUGGCCAGUCCCUAAACAAGGCGAUAUUAGGUGGGUCAUCAGAGCUACGGGGUUGGCUGUACAAGAGGGUCCAUUUCUUCAGAGGUUAUAGGAAGCACUGGUUUGUGCUGGUCAAUGGCACGUUAUCUUACUAUCGCAAACAGACAGAGGAAUCACGCAAGUGUCGGGGAUCAUUGUUCUUACGAGGGUCCACCAUAUCCACCUCCCAAAAUGAAGUCAACUUCUUGGUGUCCAAUAAGCACAGAACUUUUGAUUUGCGAGCAGACUCAUAUAAUGCACGAUGCCGUUGGAUCAAGGCCAUAGAGUUGGCCAAGACCAGCUUGCAUUUGAGCCAUAAGGGAUCAACCUCAUUUCCCAGUGACACAAAUCUUGAGGAUAAUGUCAAAGGCAAGGGCGAAGUUGAUUCCCAAGAACUUCCAGUGUCAAUCAAGAAAUCUUGGGCCGACACAACCGCUGCGGCUGGGUUGGCCGCUAGCCACAACCUAGCCUUGAGCACGAGCACCCGGUCGGCCACGUCCAAUUCGGGCACAGACGACGAGUUUGAAGAUGCCAUGGAGAACCCCAGCCUGUAUGACGUGCUCACCAAGAUUCCUGUACCCGUGAACUUUUCAGAGCCCUUGUCCAUGAUUCAGCGUCUCACAGAAGACUUUGAAUAUAGUGCCAUAUUGGAUCGAGCUGCUACCGCAUCGGACUCAUGCGAACAGUCGUAA